AUGAAACCCGAAAUCAUUGAUGCUAUAGCGCCUGUAUACGAACCGCUGAUUGCAGCACCAACCGCACGUCUUGACACACCUACCACCAAUUCUCAUUCAGAGUCUCAGCCAAGUCCCUCUGUCAACACCUGCGCGUCUCCCAAACCAAAAAAGCCAUUGUUCAACACCAAAUACAAGCUUCAGCAUACAGAUCUGCAUCGUAACAGCGUGUUGACUCACGGUACAAACGAGCAAGACCGCAUGGUAGCACAACACUAUCUCUUAAGGACGGCAUUCAGGGGCGAGUUUUUAGCACCCAUCCAAUCUGCGUUAAAGAAAGGCUGCAUCGUGCUGGACAUGGGAUGUGGUCCGGGCACAUGGACCAUGGAGAUGAGCACGGCGUUUCCUCGAUCCACCUUCAUAGGUUUUGAUUUGGAAAAUGUGUAUCCCCACGACAUCAAACCAAAAAACUGCCAUUUUCGAACAUGCGACCUUACUAUCCUGCCAUUGCCCUUGCCCGACAACAGUGUGGAUUUUAUUUUUCAGAGAGAUAUGAACUGGUAUCUGAAAGCCCACAUGUGGUUGCCUCUUCUCAAGGAAUACUUGCGUAUCCUAAAACCUGGUGGCUGGAUUGAGCUGGUGGAGCCGGACUUGCAAACACAAUGCAGUGGCACUAUGGAGCUUUUAAUGAAUGAUAAAUUGAUACGCGCAUUUUCACUUCGACAACAAGACCCAUCUUCAGCACGUCGGCUUGCAAGUUUGCUGGCGAUCAGCGGCUUUCGGCGGGUGGAAAGCGAUUUCCAAUCUUUCCCGCUUGGAUGGGGCUGGCUGCAUCAAAGCCACCGAAUCAACGACUCACCACCAUGCUCUUCCGACCAUGAUAUUACCGUUGUCGGAACGCACCGCUCAGAAUUCGUAAGAGCAGUUGCCAGUCAGUACAUGUUCUUGUUAAAGUCUCUCAAGCCAUGGCUGUCCCGGUUUAUGAGUAUGACUGAUGAGAAGUACGAUGCUUACAUAGAAGCUCUGCCGGCGGAGUGGGCUCAAAUGCAGACGUACACUAAUUGGCACUGUGCCACGGCACAAAAGCCAUGUCAAACAUAUCUUUAUCACACUCCUUAA
Messenger RNA from Radiomyces spectabilis, 1098 nucleotides. Its product is annotated as S-adenosyl-L-methionine-dependent methyltransferase. Lineage: Eukaryota; Fungi; Mucoromycota; Mucoromycetes; Mucorales; Radiomycetaceae. The transcript is spliced from 3 exons. Bases 1 to 1098 code for a protein of 365 amino acids. Gene Ontology annotation, molecular function: methyltransferase activity. The record is from RefSeq and is a predicted model, not a curated record.